This is a messenger RNA of Paramecium sonneborni, 425 nucleotides long. Lineage: Eukaryota; Ciliophora; Oligohymenophorea; Peniculida; Parameciidae. The record is from the annotation of a GenBank genome assembly.
GAAUGUUUUAACAAAAAGAGUUCGAUUAUUCUUAAACUCCAGAAGUUUAAUAAUUAUAUUAAGAAUUCGUUGAUGCUUUUGAAGAAAAACUAAUUGUUGAAGAUUUUAUUCCAGUUGUUGAAGCUGCUUGCGGAGAAUAAUGUUCUUUAUUAUUAAAAAAAUUACAAAGAAGAAAAAAUUAAAAAUUGGAUUAAGACGAAUUUGCUUAACAGUUUAACUUUGAAUUGUCUGAACCUGAAAACUUUGACUGCAUCUAUGAAGUAUUAGAAUAAGGUAAAGGCAAAAUCACUUUUGAAGGAUUAAAAGCUGCCAAUUAGAAAUAUAAAUUUGGAUUAACUGAUUAAGAUAUGAAAAUCAUGAUGUAAUACACUAAUGUCAAAGAUUAACCUAUUACUAAAUCAGUAUUUAGAUAAAUGAUAUCAUGA